AUGGGUCGACAUAGUAUUGGCUCGAUAGCAGCCACGGAACCCAAAAACAGUCUGGCUGCGUUGGCCACGUUGAGGCUAGAUGCCUUCCUCGGAGAAUGGCUUUCGCCCGACUAUUUCGAAAACAUAACACCUCCACCAGGCUCUAGAUUGAUGGUCGCAAGCGCAAAAGCUGACUUGCUUCGUCGUGGCGAACCUAUCGAGAUGGUGCAGCAUCAGAAUGCUGCUUCCAAAACAUCAAACUUCCCAGGGGGUGGCAUGGUGAUGAUGGCGUGCCUGACGCCAUCUUACGCUGUCUCUACUGUUCAACCGAUACCUCAAGGCUAUGUUGCACAUGCACGGGACGCCUGUAUGAGAGUAGAUUAUCAAUGGGACAGCAUGAGGCCCCCAUUAGAAUGGGGUUACGGAGGUGAGUACGGCGAGGAAUGGAGUGCGAUGCACAAGCGCUUCAGGAAGGGUCUGCAUGAUAUGAUCUCAUGGUAUAGAAAUAACGACCUGUCUCAACAGCCAGAACAAAAUGAAAGCUUGGAGGAGCUACGACACGUGAGGACGAAUGUCUCGGAGUCUGACGAAAAUGACGAGGAUUACACGGUCUUGAUCCUCGUCACCCAUGGGGCAGGUUGUAAUGCUUUGAUUGGCGCAUUGACUGAUCAGCCAGUGCUGAUAGACGUGGGCCUCGGGUCGUUGACACUGGCUGUACGAAAGCAUGGCGAGCAUGACAGUGCUUCAAAUUUUGGCUAUCGCCCCUCGCCCUUCCCACGAAACAGAAGGUCAUCGCUCAAGUUAGGUCUAUCGGAAGAGUAUGACAUCAAGCUCACAGCGUCAACUGACCACACCAGACCGGGAAGUCGAUUCCUUGACAACACUUCUCCCAGAGCCAGAAGUCCUACCGCCCCAGUAAGGGAGAAGAGUCCUUACCGCUAUGAAAGGCACGUCGGUUCCCCAACGCGUCAGCAUGCAAAUCGCAGUCCUAUCAACGACAUGCAAGACAAGAAACCGAUUCGACAAAGCGUAGGUUCUUUCGAAGAGGACGGGUCAUCCGGCCGUGUCAGAAGAGCAAACACUACUGCCGGCUCGAGUCAAGGUCUUUGGAGUAGGCCAGGCCCUCAAGGAUUACCUACCAAUUCUUCAUCUGACCCCGAGACAAUCACACCACCGAAAGACACAGGUGGGUUGAGAGGCGAUGCUGGGAGGCCAAAGGUCGGAGACAUUACUUCAACAAAGAGUGCCGAGCACCCAAGGCACAAUGAUCGAGGUAAUGUCAAACCAUUGCCGCAGCAUGGGCUUUGGACAUCAGAAGUGAAGAGGAAUGGUAAUGUGUCGGAGCCGGCAAGGCCAAAGAGAAGGUGGACUGCAAGUCAUGCAUAA
Bacidia gigantensis is the source of this 1365-nucleotide messenger RNA. RefSeq lists its product as uncharacterized. Lineage: Eukaryota; Fungi; Ascomycota; Lecanoromycetes; Lecanorales; Ramalinaceae. The transcript has 2 exons. The record is from RefSeq and is a predicted model, not a curated record. Bases 1 to 1365 code for a protein of 454 amino acids.